AUGGUAGACGAAAAUCUUGAAUGCAGUGAUCGCCUUGAGCUUAUAUCCAGAGCUGGGGUAGUUCAGCUUGUCAGCCAACUCCAUAGACCGAAUUUCCAAAAUCACCUUCUUUCGAAUAUCAGCCUUGCUGUUGAUAGCAACAGGCUUAUUGAACACAUAAGUGUUAGCAAGAUUCGGAUAGAAAUAGCAAGUAUCAUCAGGAUCGGUCUUGCUUACAAGUUCGUACCCAAGAGCUAUAUUUACCUUAAAAGCACUUGCCUGGCUCGAAAAAACGUUCUCGAGCUUAUCUCAGGCGACAAGUGCUUCUCAAGGAUUUCAAUCGAAUCAUUGUACUGCUUAGCUACCAGUCUCUGCUACUACCCCAUUUGA
This is a messenger RNA of Phytophthora infestans T30-4, 369 nucleotides long. RefSeq lists its product as uncharacterized. Lineage: Eukaryota; Oomycota; Peronosporomycetes; Peronosporales; Peronosporaceae. The record is from RefSeq and is a predicted model, not a curated record. The transcript is spliced from 3 exons. Bases 1 to 369 code for a protein of 122 amino acids.